This is a messenger RNA of Hansenula anomala, 1749 nucleotides long. Its product is annotated as MFS transporter. Gene Ontology annotation, molecular function: transmembrane transporter activity. Lineage: Eukaryota; Fungi; Ascomycota; Saccharomycetes; Phaffomycetales; Wickerhamomycetaceae. Gene Ontology annotation, biological process: transmembrane transport. The coding region runs from base 1 to 1749 and encodes 582 amino acids. The record is from RefSeq and is a predicted model, not a curated record. The transcript has 3 exons.
AUGUCUGAUCAUUCAGUGAGAGACUUAUCCUCAAUUGAUUCAGAUUCAAUUCAUGGAUUUCAACCAAGUAUUAAUGAAAAUGAAGAACAUUCCAAUAAAACUUUAGAAAGAUUGGUUACAAAUAAUAAAGGUGUUGAUGAUAUCAUAACAAGGUUAGAAACAAGAGCUGGUCAAUUGGGGCCAUUGGAAGAUGGGAUCGAUAUUCAUGAAGUUGCAACACACGCUGCACCUGAUUCAACUUUCCAUCCUGAAGAUAAAUGGCAUUAUCCAAUUGAUGAAGAAACUGGGAUGAGAAUUGUUCAAUUUAUUGAAAAUGAUGAAAAAGAUCCAAGAAAUUGGUCAAAUCUAUAUAAAUGGUUUUUAACGUUCUUCUUGGGAACUGUUUGCUUUGAUGUUGCAUUUUGUUCUGCUGUUGUUACAGGAGAUGUUGAUGGUCCUAUGAAAACUUUCCAUGUUUCUGAAGAAGUUAUUAUAUUGACAGUGACAUUAUUAGUUAUUGGAUUUGGGGUUGGUCCAUUAAUUUUCGCUCCACUAAGUGAAGAAGUUGGAAGAAGACCAGUUUAUGUUGUUACUUUAGGUAUUGCUGUUAUAUUUAUCAUUCCUUGUGCUGUUGCUAAAAACAUUGGUACGCUAUUAGUUUGUAGAUUUUUGGAUGGUUUAUUCUUUAGUGCACCAAUGUGUUUAAUUGGUGGUAAUUUAGCUGAAAUGUGGAGAACUGAGGAAAGAGGUGUUGCUAUGAGUAUUUUCAGUGCUGCUCCAUUCUUAGGACCUGUUAUUGGACCAUUGGUUGGUGGGUUUAUUGGUUGGAGAUGGAUUUAUUGGGUCUUGUUGAUCUUUUCUGGUGUUUUAUAUAUUGCAAUGGUUAUAUUAGUUCCAGAAACUCACCAUCAAACCAUUUUGAAAAGCAGAGCUAAAAAAUUGAGAAAAUUAACAGGUGAUGAAACUUAUAGAGCCAUUUCAGAAAUCAAACUUCGUACUUUCAAAGAAGUUGCCAAUGAAACUUUGUUAAGACCAUUGAUUUUACUAUCUGAACCAAUUGUUUUCUUGAUCACUCUAUAUAUGUCUGUCAUUUACGGUUUACUUUAUAUGUUCUUCUUUGCUUACCCAAUCGUUUAUAUGGAAGGUAAACAUUGGAGUGCUUCGAAAACUGGGUUAAUGUUUAUUCCUAUUGCUAUCGGUGUCAUUGUUGCUACCGUUGUUUCUCCAUUCUUCAAUAAUGAUUAUAACAAGAGAGCUCAGAAAUAUAGCAACCGUGGUGAAUUACCACCAGCUGAAUUGAGAUUGAUUCCUAUGAUGAUUGGAUGUUGGUUUGUUCCAGCUGGUUUGUUUUCAUUCGCUUGGUCUUCUUAUCCAAGUGUUCACUGGGCUGGGCCAUGUAUUUCUGGGUUUGCAUGUGGGCUAGGUUUCAACCUGUUGUAUAACCCAGCUAACAACUACAUUGUGGACUCUUACCAACAUUAUGCUGCUUCAGGUUUAGCUGCAAAGACAUUUUUGAGAAGUAUGUGGGGUGCUGCUGUUCCUUUAUUCACGAUUCAAAUGUAUCAUAGAUUAGGAUAUGAAUGGGCUUCAUCAUUAUUAGCAUUCAUUUCACUAGCAUGUUGUGGUAUUCCAUAUUUCUUCUUUUUCUUUGGUAAAAGGGUUAGAGCUAAAUCUAAGUAUGCUUAUAGUCCAGAAAGUGCUAAACAUGAAAUCUCUGGUGCUAAAGAUGCUGAGAAAGUUGGAAGUUCAUCCUUAUCAGAUGAACAAUAG